ACAACUGGGUGGAGCCCCAGCAGCAAGGGAAGCCGGGGAUGAGAGGAGGGGGCAAGUGUGGGAAGGGGUGGUUUCACAGGGAGCAGAGGCAUUUGAGCCAGGGCACACAUGCCUCAGCUGUGAGAGGCCCUUCUCCCCUUGGCUGGCUGGCAUCCCAGAGCAGAGGCAGAGAGAGACAGAGACGGUAGAGUGAGAGACGGAGGGUGAAGAGAAAGUUAAAGUGUAAAAAGUAGACUAGGUGGAGGCAAACAAGUGCAGGAGAAAGUUGUCGACUGAAGAUUGGGAAAAGCACCGGGGCCUGAGUUUGUGAUAAUUGUGGCUGAGGUUGUUUUUCACUUGUGUUUAACUGUAGUUAGUGUGCAAGUGGUUUGUAUUUGGAGUUGACAACUAUGGCGGAUACAGGUGUCAAGAAGGAGCACUCAGCUCUGGCAGAGGUGUCUUAUGAUGAUGAUGAUGACGAGGUCGCUCUGGUGGCUGCUGCCACUGAGCCGGCCGUCGAUGAUGAUGACCCUGAUGAGGAUGCCGACUUGGUGCAGGUCACUGGGGGCAAGAGUGAAGCCCAGAUGAACGGGGUCUUGGUUCUCUCUCUGCUAGACAAGAUUAUCGGGGUGGUAGACCAGAUCCAGCAGACCCAGCAGGGCCUCGAGGCCCGACAGGAGGCCAUGGAGAAGUCUGUGUCAUCCAUCCAAGGGGAGCUGUCCAAGUUGACGAAGAACCACGUCGGCACCACCAACACGGUCAAUAAAAUGCUGGAGAAGGUACGCAAAGUCAGUGUCAAUGUCAAGAUGGUGCGCAGCAACCUGGAGAAGCAGGCUGGCCAGAUCAAGAAGCUGGAGAGCAACGAGAGCGAGCUGCUCAAGAGACGCAACUUCAAAGUCCUCAUCUACCAGGUGUGUGUGCAUGUGAGCCUGGUUUUUUAAAUAUCUCAAUAUUCUCAUCAUAUAAUAAAUAGAAAGUAAUAUUUAUUUGAUGAUG
Solea senegalensis (Senegalese sole) is the source of this 975-nucleotide messenger RNA. RefSeq names its product caveolae-associated protein 1-like. Gene Ontology annotation, cellular component: caveola; cytoplasm. The transcript has a single exon. Gene Ontology annotation, molecular function: rRNA primary transcript binding. The coding region runs from base 390 to 920 and encodes 176 amino acids. Gene Ontology annotation, biological process: termination of RNA polymerase I transcription; transcription initiation at RNA polymerase I promoter. The record is from RefSeq and is a predicted model, not a curated record. Lineage: Eukaryota; Metazoa; Chordata; Actinopteri; Pleuronectiformes; Soleidae.